UUAUAAUGGGACUUCCUUUUACAUUUUUCUGAAGUUAAGCUUAUGUAAACAGUUUUUAUUUUCAAAAGAAUUGAAAAGGCUGGAAAUCAUUGAACAUAAUCAAAAUAAACUGUUCUGCCUUACAAAAGCUCAAGCGUGAAUUUAUAAAAUAGUUAAUGCAUUAUUUGUGUAUUGGAGACAGGAAACGACACACUUUAAAAUCACAGCAGUGAGCAAUAUUUCAAUUUAGUGUUAGAAAAACAUGUCUGGAAAACAUAAAUAUAGUGGAAUGGACGACAACAACUCGACUGCAGACGACAAAAGACAAAGUGGUAUGGAGGACAUGGAGUUAAUUGUUGAAGGAAAAGUAGUGAAGACAAACAGCGGUCUACUGAGUUACAAUUCAAACGUUUUCGCUACGCUUAUUUCGAACGCACGUGCAACAAGGAUAGCAGACGAGAAUGACGUCAUGGAUAUGAUGACAUAUCGCAGCAGAAGUGAAUCACAGGAGAACCUGAAGUUAGAGAUGCCCAACCUAAAAUACAAAGAUGUGAAACUAAUGGUCGCGUGUCUACAAUCAUCUGGUUUUGCCAAAGAAGAUAUUACAGCAUUAAGAGCACUGCGCAUUCUGCCGCUGGUAGAACAUUUCCACAUGAAGCGUCUUAAAAAGAUCUGCGGAAACGUUUUGUAUGACUCCCUGGUCGCCAUGAGAAAGGAUACUGGACCUGGUAGUCUCUCAUCACGUGACGUCCUCAACUACCUAGCAGCAUCAGAUUUGUAUAACUUUGAUAAACUAAGAAAAUUAUGCGUAGAUGAACUCUCCGUUAACGUGACUGCAACAAACAGAAAACUGGUACUACGAGACAAACAUAUCGGCGAAAAAACAAAGCUGAAAGUUCUUGACAAAAUGUGUGAUAACAUGGAUAAGGAAUAUGAAGACAAACUGAGACAAGUCAGGUUUGACAUGGACGAAAGAUGCCGCUUAAUUGAACAGAGGAGAGACCAAUUUAUGGAGCAGCUAGAGACGUGGAAGAAUGAACUUAGACAGGAAGUAGAUGACAUGGUCGAAAGCAAUAAAGACGCGCACUUGCAACUGAUCAAUGACCUGCAUCAGAAGAAAAUAGUAGACCGAAUUGAUGAAACAUUGAAAGAAACAAAAGAAAGUCUUUUCAAUGAGAUGGAGAAACUCAAAGAUGACAUGAACUUUGUAGUUCAAACAAUGGAAACAAAUGAAAUUGCUGACGACAAGGAGACAACAGAUUUGAAAGAAGUUCUCACAGAAGCAAUGGAUAAAAACCAAAGAAACAUUGAACGAAUUGCAGAUGGAUUUAAAGCAAAGAUUGAACAAAAGCUGAACAUUUGCUCUUUAAGUGCAGCAAGUGUAAGAGAAUUUUCAUCCGCAAACAAUCUAGAAGAAACUGUUAGCGGAAAUAUUAAAGAACUGGAGGACAAAAUACAAACGUUAGCGAGAAAUCAGAUAAAAUACGAAGAGGAAAUGACAGCACAUGAGAAGACAAAAGCGGAACUGCUGAAAAUGCAAAUGAAGGACCACCAGCUAAAUACUUGGAUGAAGUGGGCUAAACCAGUGGCGAACGAUGAAGAGAAGUGUCAAUGCUUCAGGCAUACCCCAGCGCGAAAAUAAAGUAACUCCAAGUAGUGAGCAUUUACAUGAACUAAAAGGUGCUUUUUGACACUAGUGCUGAUAUAUCAAAAACACUAUGUGAUGUACUAUAGACCCAUUACUCUCCCCUCGCAUCAUUUCAAUAAUACAGGUAUAAAACAGGUAUAUACUAAACCACGACAGCUGGACAAUUUAGGCCUGUCCUGAAUUAAUGUGUUUUCGCAACUUCAUUUGCUAAUUUAUUCGGUUAGUCUUUUUUCAGUAGUUUUAAAACAGAUAUAAAACUAUCUUACCCUAGUGAAACAAAGUGUGGUCUAAACUUAACUAAAUACAUCAAGUACCAUGCACACUGCUACAUUUCUUUAAUAACAUGUUUAAACAUUAAACAAAUUGUCUUACCCUUAUAUACCAGAUUGCCAUAGUCAGUUUGUGACUAGAUACUUGUACAUUUUAUUUUCAUGCAAUUAUGCAAAUCAUGUGUAAUUACCAUCAUCGAAAUACAAAAGAAUACAGUUAA
Molecule: messenger RNA, 2117 nt
Organism: Mercenaria mercenaria
Lineage: Eukaryota; Metazoa; Mollusca; Bivalvia; Venerida; Veneridae
Exons: 2
Coding region: 242-1621 (459 amino acids)
Molecular function (GO): protein binding
Source: RefSeq, a predicted model, not a curated record